CAGUCCUGGUUGGACCCGCCGGGCGCUUGCAGCUUCCAUGGCGGCGGCGUCGCUGCUCCCGCGGCUGCUGUUGCUCGCCUUGCCGGGCUUCUUGCCGGCUGUGCUCUCGCUUCCCUUCCCGAGCGCCGGCUCGGAGCCCACGCACAGCUGCUCGGUGUUGCUGGACCCGGUCUCGGGGCAGCUGAGGGUGGAAAACGGCUGGGAUCCCGCAGCGGUCGCUCAGGCCAACCUCACUGACAGCAUUCGGAGCACUGGAUGGUCCUUCUUGGAACUGGCCACCAGUGAGAAGUAUAAUGACAGUCUCCAGGCCUAUGCAGCAGGGGUGGCUGAAGCUGCAGUGUCUGAGCAGCUCAUAUACAUGCACUGGAUGAACACCAUGGUGGGCUAUUGUGGCCCCUUCACGUACCAAACUGACUACUGUGAGAAACUGAAGAGCUAUAUUGAAGCUAACCUGGCCUGGAUGGAGCAGCAGAUGGAGACCCAGCAAGAUUCGGCAUUCUGGCAUCAGAUUCGUCUUGCCUUGCUGCAAUUGAAAGGUCUUGAGGAUGGUUACAACGGACGUGUGGCCUUCCCUUCUGGCAAGUUCUCCAUCGCCCCCUUUGGCUUUCUUUUGUUCCAGUUGGGGGGCGAUUUGGAAGACCUGGAAGCGGCCUUCAAUAAAUCCGACAGCCAGCGUGUCCUUGGUUCUGGCUCCUGCUCUGCCCUGAUCAAGCUCUUACCCGGCAACCAGGACCUCCUAGUCUCCCAUGACACGUGGAACAACUACCAGUCCAUGCUGCGCAUCAUCAAAAAGUAUACCUUGCCAUUCCGGACUUCUGCUCAGAGUGACACUGUGAUUCCCGGCUACACCCAGGCUUUCUCCUCAUAUCCAGGUGCCAUUUUCUCUGGAGAUGAUUUCUACAUCUUGAGUAGUAACUUGGUGGCUCUGGAAACCACAAUUGGGAACAGCAACAAUGAUUUGUGGAAGUAUAUCCAGCCCUCAGGCAGUGUUUUGGAAUGGCUACGCAACAUAGUGGCCAAUCGACUGGCCACAAGCGGAGCAGAAUGGGUACUCCUCUUCAAGCAGUUCAACAGCGGCACAUACAAUAACCAGUGGAUGAUUGUGGACUAUAAGUCUUUCAUCCCAGGCAAGUCCAGUCUCCAGGAGGGCGUGCUGACUGUCCUGGAACAGAUCCCUGGGAUGAUGAUUGCAGAUGACAAGACUCGGGAGCUAUAUCAGCAGGGUUACUGGGCAAGCUACAAUGUGCCGUAUUUUAAAGAGAUUUUCAAUGCCAGCGGCCUUCCUGAGCUGGUGAAGAAGUAUGGCGACUGGUUCACCUAUGAUAAAAACCCCAGAGCCCAGAUCUUCCGUCGCAACCAGACUCUCAUAACAGACAUGGACUCUAUGAUCCGUCUCAUGAGAUUCAACAACUUUUUAAUGGAUCCGCUGUCCCGGUGCCAAGAGUGCUACCCACAACAAAACGGGGAGAACUCGAUUGCUGCCCGCUCGGAUCUUAACCCUGCCAAUGGCACAUAUCCCUUUGGGGCCUUGCGCCAGAGACCGCACGGGGGCACCGACAUGAAGGUCACUUCCUUUGAGAUGGCUAAGAACUACAGCUUCAUCGCCACCAGUGGGCCCACCUGGGAUUACCUCCCUCCAUUCCAGUGGAGCACCUCCCCCUUCAUCAAUCUGCUACACAUGGGUCAUCCUGACCAGUGGAAAUUCUCCCCCAUCCAAGUCCGCUGGGGCUGAUGCCCUGCUGGGGUUGGACUUUACUCAUUACUCCGGGCUCUAUGAGUGCAAUACGAGCUGUUGUGGUGUAGCGGAGAAGUGGGUGCUGCACCCUUGACUGGCUCUCGUUGAAGGAAUAAUGGAUGCACUGUUUUUUAUUCUUGAAAGGGUGAGAGCAUUUGAUAACGAUGGGACAUAAUCAGGGUUUGCUAUGUACAGGGAAAGUAAUGCAGAAUGUGGUUUGAGGGUGCAGAAUGCCUGAGAAUCUUAGCUUUUUUUUAAAGGACAAGUUUCUAGCCUGUAUUGACUACAAAGAUAAGAUUGAUAAUUUGUUGGCAAAUGAAGAUCUCAGAAACUAGAGAGGUGGCUGAAUAAGAUUCCCAGGGUGUGGAGCUACAUCACCCAUCUACCCCUUUGUUGUUCCCUAUUUCUACCAAACCUGAUCAGAGUUCUGGGCAGAGUUACACCCUUCAAAGUCCAUUGAAAUCAGCAGACGUAGAAAAGUGUAAUUUAGGGUUGCACUGCAAAUGAGAAGAAUCCUACUGGUUAGCAUAACCUACACAAAUCACUGAAUUCAGCAUUGCUUGAUGCAGAAUUUUAAUACUACUUAGAUCAAAUAUGGUACAUAAAAAAAAUUGUUACCAAUGAGAGAUGUUCUCUUCUCCUUUCUCUUUCCUGAUAAAAGAGAACAAGACGACACUUUCUGUCUUUGCUUUUCCUGUUUGGCUCUGCUACUGGUCCUGAACUUAAGAAGCUCCAGCAAUAUCCCUGAAAGUGGCAUCCAUUCAAGAUUUCAAAUCAAUUUCUUGCCCCCGAAGGAGUAAUCUUGUUGCAACUCCUAUAAUUGUAUUGUAGUAAAGUAUGCGGAUUUAAUCGCACAAGAAGCCCUGUUGUAGCAAGGUAUGCAGAUUUAAGGUCACGAGAAGCCUUGGAGAUUCCAAGCUAGGGAAUUCUCUCUUGAAUGUGAUUAACCAAAGAUUUGAGUCCAUAUAUGAUGCAAACUUAAACUAAUUUUAAGUUGGCUUAAAUGUCAUGGCUUCAGGAAUCCUCCAUUUAGAAAUGCACAGUGCACACACAGGUACCAAAUUUUCCAGAAUACUUAUGAAAAAAACCAUAAGAGUUAGUUUUCUAUUUCUAGUGCAGAUAAGUCCAUCUUUUCCUCCAUUUAGUUUUUCCUGACCUGUUUAAUUCUUCCUCAUAUCUUCACGUAACGUUUCCUCUUUGAUUGUUGUGUGUGAGUUAUGCUUCUCUGCAUUUGUGCAUGUAUGAAAACAAACAAAUUUUCCUGUUCACCUGAAAAGCAAUCUCUAGGCUUGAAAGAAAUAUUUGCCCUUUCUAGAAAUUAUUUUGCCUCGUAUUAGAGUUGCGUUUAUUGUCCCUGUUGAGUGUCUGAGUUUAAUUUUAAAUGUUGUACUAAGCAUGUGCAGAGUGCCUUUCUAGCAAUUCUGAAUAGCGUCCCCUCGAAAUAUCUGGGGUCAAUAGGCAGAGUGUCUGGAUGAAACCAUAUUCUAGCUUUGUUAGGUAGAUCUGGAUGCCAGCAUCUUUUUAAAAAAAUUGAAUUGUUGGCUAAGGUCAUUCUGUAAGACCUCAGGGUAUGGGUUUGGAAGGAAUGUUCCACUGAUGAUGAUGUCAGUUUCUAUCAAUUCCUGACAUUGGCAGGAAACUUCUCAGAGUGCUCACAGAGUCUUGUGGUCCUUUGCUGAUUUCUGGGGCAAAGCAAAUUUAAAAGGAAAUUCAGCUAAACUGAAGGCCGCUUGGCAGUUCCCGUUGUUCUCAUCUUUAAUAUAUGGAGGAACCUGGGCUCGCUUUGCCUGCCCUUUAAGAUACCCUCUCUAUCCCAACCCCUUCCUCGCUUCUUUCUCUCCCGCUGAGCUCCUGUCUUAUCUGUCCAGUGCAGACUGUAAGCCCUCUGAGAAGGAUCAUUUCCUGUGGUCUGUAGAGGGAAGACCAUGCUGUCAUUUUGUUAAGGCAUUUUUAUUCAUGACACUUAACAAAGGCUGCUUCAGUAGUACACCUGCGUUAUUUUAAAAUGUGUCACUAAAAGCUGAAGGAGGGAGAGAGGUUUUCUGGCAAGCAGGUUAUAUAAGCAGGAUAUCCACGUUAAAGGGCCAGGGUUGGCUAAAGCUCCCUCUUAAUCAUAUGUUUAGCAAUAUUCUGGGAUUUGCCUCUUUAGAAUGUGUGAAUCAGACCUGCUUAGAGCACCUUUUGAACCUUUUUGGGUCUACUUGCAUAUGCAGGUGGAGGAUGUGAGUGCAGAACAGAAAAGGGCCAAUUUUCACUUGAUCAAAUGCUUUAGCCAGUGUGGGUUUUAUAUUCUAAUUGUUGGAAGGAGAAAUGCAAGAAAGCAUUUAUUCAAAAUGUGUGCAAUUAUGUGGGCUGUUUGUGUCUUCCGCCUGCCUCCGGUCAAAGGGAAAUGGAUCCGGCUGGUGGCAGCCCAGGACCUUCCUUGUAAAUCAGGGUAUGGGUUCAUUAGCUGUAUGAAGGAAUUUCUGUCUCUCAUGUUAAAAAAAAAUCAAAGAACACUUGAUUUUUUCCCCUUAAUAAAUAUCUAAACAAACUUG
This is a messenger RNA of Eublepharis macularius, 4272 nucleotides long. It is a transcript of the gene PLBD2, whose product is annotated as phospholipase B domain containing 2. Gene Ontology annotation, biological process: phospholipid catabolic process. Bases 38 to 1732 code for a protein of 564 amino acids. Lineage: Eukaryota; Metazoa; Chordata; Lepidosauria; Squamata; Eublepharidae. The transcript has 12 exons. Gene Ontology annotation, cellular component: extracellular region. Gene Ontology annotation, molecular function: glycerophospholipase activity. The record is from RefSeq and is a predicted model, not a curated record.